Messenger RNA from Phialemonium atrogriseum, 8637 nucleotides. RefSeq lists its product as uncharacterized. Gene Ontology annotation, molecular function: phosphoprotein phosphatase activity; hexosyltransferase activity; protein binding. Gene Ontology annotation, cellular component: nucleus. The record is from RefSeq and is a predicted model, not a curated record. Bases 1 to 8637 code for a protein of 2878 amino acids. Lineage: Eukaryota; Fungi; Ascomycota; Sordariomycetes; Cephalothecales; Cephalothecaceae. Gene Ontology annotation, biological process: sterol metabolic process; carbohydrate metabolic process. The transcript is spliced from 12 exons.
AUGGCACCGAAAAAGCAAGAGGGCACCAUCAGUGCCUUCGAGCGAAGGCGACUCGAGAACAUUGCUGCUAAUAAUGCUCUCCUGCGUGACCUUAGCACCACCGCAGCGAAAAUCAUCCCCGCCCCGAAGCCGACGCCGGUAAAGCGACCAUCGACGACCUCCCGCAGCAAACGCGCACGGGAGCCCGUCAAGCGCGAGUCUGCCCGACCGACACGCCAGAGCAGCCGCCUCGCUGGCCUCGAUGCCGAUUCCGAAGUCCUCAAGCGCAAGGCCGAUGUCGCGGCCGAGGCCGAGGAGGAGAAGGCCAGGCUCAAGAGGCUGCGCGUGAGCGGGGACCUCAAUCUCGGGGACAUCAAGGUCGAGGGCCGCAAGUGGGAAAACGGCGUCGAUGGCAUGGCCGGGCUUAAGGGUCUGGGCCUUGGGAUGCCCGCGCGUGGAGCCCAGCCUGGAGUGCGGACCUUUACUGACGACGACGUGAAGGAGACGACGAAUAAGGACCUGAAGGAGCUGAGACUUCGCAUGAGCGGCUUGAAGCUCUACGAGAAGUGGGCAGUAAAUGGCAAGCCACGCCCCCAAUUCGUCCACAUCAAGCUCGCCCCGCAGCGGAUAUACUCGAUGGGAUUCCACCCUACAGAAGAGAAACCCAUCAUCUUUGCUGGCGACAAGGAGGGCGCGAUGGGGGUUUUCGACGCAUCGCAAGAACCACUGAAGAUCGAAGACGACGAGGACGAGGAGGAAAGCCAUUCCGACCCCGUCAUAUCCGCUUUCACGACUCACUCUCGCACUAUUUCUUCGCUUCACUUCUCUCCCGUCGACGCAAAUGCCGUGUAUUCUGCAUCAUACGAUUCCUCCAUUCGCAAGCUUGAUCUUGAGAAGGGGUUGUCGACCCAGGUCUAUGCGCCGGUAGAUGCCGACGAAGACGCGCCAAUCAGUGCUCUCGACAUGUCGACGUCCGAACCCAACAUCAUCCUAUUUUCCACCCUACAGGGCUCUCUAGGGCGACACGACCUGCGGACCAAGGCCGGCGACGCGGAAAUCUGGGCCUUGACCAGCCACAAGAUCGGUGGUUUCUCGAUUCACCCAUUGCACCCGCACCUGGUCGCAACGGCGUCCCUGGACAGGACCCUCAAGAUCUGGGACCUGCGCAAGGUGAGCGGCCGGGGCGACGAGCGGCGGCCCGCCCUCGUCGGCGAGCACGAAUCCCGUCUCUCCGUCUCGCACGCGAGCUGGAGCCGGGGGGGACACGUCGCCACCUCGAGCUACGACGACACGAUCAAGAUCUACAACUUUGCAGACGCGGGCUCGUGGGCGGCGGGCCACAGCCUCGCGGCCGAGGACAUGGGGCCGGCGCACUCGGUGCGACACAACAACCAGACGGGCCGGUGGGUGACGAUUCUCAAGCCGCAGUGGCAGGCCAGGCCCCGGGACGGGCUGCAGAGGUUCGUCAUCGGUAAUAUGAACCGCUUCGUCGACGUGUUCGCCGCCGACGGCGAGCAGCUGGCUCAGCUUGGCGGCGACGGCAUCACGGCUGUGCCGGCGGUGGCGCAUUUCCACCCGACCAUGGACUGGGAGAACACUGUGCUGUGUAUUACGCGAUAUAAAAGACGUCGCGAAGGACAUCACACCCCUACCAUGGAUCUGCCGGAGCGGCUGAAGGAUAAUGGUGGCGACACAGAUGUCGAAGAGGAGGUGCUGCAGCCGCAGGGAAUGGGGGGAGGCAUGUUUAUGAACAUGAACCAGAGCAUAUUUGGUCUGAUCGCGGCGGCGGGGAGCAGAGCCGACUUUACCAACAGAUUUGAAGGCCACAGCAGUGAUGAGGAGGGUGAUGAGGAUGACGAGAGCCCCAUGUCCAUGACAGAGCUUCGGCACGGCGAAGGUUCACGGCGCAGAGAUGGUCGUGAUGGGAUCAGCCAAACUAUCGCUCAGACCACCGUACUCAAAAAGCCAGGCACACUACCGAACAAGCCGACUCACCACCGACGCAAGUUAUCCGAGAGCAGACUCCUCCGCUCCGUACCCGUCCUGUCAAAGCUGUCCAUCAAAUCGCGAUCCAAAUCGAAAGGAAAGGCCAUCAAAGAACAGAUACCUGAGGACGACUCGUCGGCCAGCUCUCCUGUUCCCCCGUCGCCGGCGAUAGAGGUCACGCGUGCCGAGGGCCGCCUAGCCCCGGUCAUGAGCAGGAUGCUCGAGGCAAGGGCCGAGAUGGCUGCGCGGCCGAGUUUCGAUCUGGAGAGGUCAUCCAGCGACCAUAGACGCGAUGCCGAGUCGGGCGACGCUGGGCCCACGGAGCUGGCCAAGAAGUUGAAGGAAAUAUUUGAGUUUGACCAUCCAGAGGAAGUCAUAGAGGAGUACCCAUGCUGGCUGCUCCAACACGUUCUCCUCCAAGGGUACAUGUACAUCACGGCGAGACACAUCGCAUUCUAUGCCUACCUCCCCAAGAAGGCACACGAGGUCGCCAAGUCGGGCUACCUGUCAAAGAGCGGGAAGAGGAACCCCAAGUACAACCGGUACUGGUUCCGCCUGAAGGGGGACGUCCUGUCGUACUAUCGCGACUCCCAGAAUCUCUAUUUCCCCAGCGGUCAAAUAGACCUCAGGUACGGCAUCUCGGCGAGCAUCAUAGACAAAGAGAAGGAAGGCCUAAACUUCUCCCUCGUCACCCAUCACCGAACCUACCAUUUCAGAGCCGACAGCAUGCCGAGUGCGAAGGAAUGGGUCAAGAGCCUCCAGCGGGUCAUAUUCAGGUCGCACAACGAUGGCGACAGCGUGAAGAUCUCGCUACCUAUUGAGAACGUGAUUGACAUCGAAGAGACACAGAUGCUCGAGUUUGCAGAUACCUGCAAGAUCCGGGUGAUUGACAACGACGAGACCUAUGCUAUCGACGAGUACUUCUUUUCCUUCUUCAGCUUCGGGAAGGAAGCUCUCGGCGUGCUCAAGAUCCUCAUCGAGGACUCGUCCGAGGCGCGCGAAGACAACAAGGCCCUUGGCGUGCCGCGCCGGUCCGAAGCACCAGGAAGCCCCCUUUCCCCGUCUUCGAACAGGUCUUCCAUGAGUGGUACUCGCCUGUCCAAGGCUCUUCCCAGCAAACUGGCCGAUAACGUCAGGGCUACCUUGGUGCCCAUGUCCAGCUCCUCAAGCCCUCGCGCGAGCGGUGACUUUACCCGAAGCAGCUUCGAUGCCUUCAAGCCGUUCAGCAGCCGCCGAAGCCUCGACGUCAGCCAGAUCACGGGCAACAGACUCGACGACAGGCGCACACGACCGGAAAUGCGAGGCAGCAGUGACUCGUACGUCCAGAGCUUGGAGGACCCAAGCCAGGCCAGCCUGUCCGCAUUGGUAACAUCGAGCAGCGACGAUCACGGUCCAUCCGCGAGUCAGAUCCUCAGAGGGAGCGACGUCUUUCACAGCCCAACCAUCCGGCGGUCGAGGUCGCCAUCGCGAGCAAGCGACCCCGAUGCCCAACUGGGGAGACGCGCGGGCAGGGCUCCUAAGCUGGCCCCACUCUCCACUCGGCAUGCCGCCACUACCGGCAACGUCGCCAAUCCCGCCUUCGGAGAAGGAGCACCCGCGACACCGACACUUCAGAGCAUUACCAAGAUGGGCACCUAUCCCCUGCAGCGGGCCGGGGCCUUCGCCGACUACCUGAACCGUCAGUCGCGUCGGAUGAGCAACCUCCUGGCAACCGAGUCCAUGGGCUACGUCGAGAAGGUCUCGGGCAUGUGGAAGGGCGGGAAGAAGCAUUACGACGAGCCCACCGGCUUCAGGACCGACGAAGAGGACAACGACGACGAUCCCGAAGACCGGGCCGCAUCGGGUAACCGCUUCCGUGCUCACUUUGCCUUGCCGGACGGUGAGAACCUCCAGGCCGCCUAUUUCGGCUACUUGAUGCGGGUUUUGCCGCUGUACGGAAAGGUCUACAUCGGUGACAACCACUUCUGCUUCCGCAGCCUGCUGCCCGGCACGCGGACGAAGCUCAUCCUGCCGCUGAAGGACAUCGAGAAUGUCGAGAAGGAGAAAGGUUUCCGCUUCGGCUACUCGGGUCUUGUGGUCAUCAUCCGUGGCCACGAAGAGAUCUUCUUCGAGUUCGGCAAGGGCGAGCUCCGCGAUGACUGCGCCGUUACCCUCAUCCAAAACCUUGAAGCGACCAACUAUCUGAAGGAGUCCGGACUCCUGGGCCGUGACGAGAUCGAGAGCGCCGAGGCUGCAGUUGCCGAGCGCGACGCCCUCCAAGAGGCGCGUCUGGAUGAGUACCCGGACCACGAGAUCAAGCUGCCCCGAGAGACGUCGGUCCUCAGUGACACGCCAACCAUCCUUUUCGACGACCCCAAGGCCUCCUUCCUGAACUUCAAGCCGCCCGAGCCCCUGCGCAUCACCUGUCUUACUAUCGGCUCGAGAGGCGAUGUGCAGCCGUACAUUGCCCUGUGCAAGGGGCUCAUGGCCGAUGGGCACAAGGUAAAAAUUGCGACGCACGCCGAAUUCCAGGGCUGGAUCGAGGGCCACGGCAUCGAGUUCGGCCUCGUCGACGGCGACCCCAACGAGCUCAUGCGCAUCUGCAUCCAGAACGGCACCUUUACCUGGGCAUUCCUGAAGGAGGCCAACUCCAAGUUUCGCGGCUGGCUCGACGAGCUGCUGGCGAGCUCGUGGACGGCAUGUAAGGACAGCGACCUGCUCAUCGAGUCGCCGAGCGCGAUGGCGGGCAUCCACAUCGCCGAGGCCCUGGGCAUCCCGUAUUUCCGGGCCUUCACCAUGCCGUGGACGCGGACCCGGGCGUACCCGCACGCCUUCAUCAUGCCGGGCCAGAAGAUGGGCGGCGCGUACAACUACGUGACCUACGUCAUGUUCGACAACGUCUUCUGGAAGGCCAUAGCCCACCAGGUCAACCGCUGGCGGAACAACGUGCUCGGCCUCCCCAACACGAACCUCGAGAAGAUGCAGCCCAACAAGGUGCCGUUCCUCUACAACUUCUCACCCUUUGUGGUCCCGCCGCCGCUCGACUACAGCGACUGGAUCCGGGUGACGGGGUACUGGUUCCUCGACGAGGGCGGCGACGGCAAGGGCAACUGGACGCCGCCGAAGGAGCUGACGGACUUUAUCGAGAAGGCGCGCAGGGACGAGAAGAAGCUCGUGUACGUCGGGUUCGGCAGCAUCAUCGUGCCGGACCCGGCCAAGAUGACCCAGGACGUCAUCGACGCCGUCCUCAGGGCCGACGUCCGCUGCGUGCUGAGCAAGGGGUGGAGCGACCGCAUGGAGACGGAGGCGGAGCAGGAGGCCAAGACGGAGGACGAGAAGGACCAGGACAAGGAGCGCGAGAAGAACAAGAAGCCCGAGCCGACGCUGCCGCCCGAGGUGUUCCUGAUCAAGUCGGCGCCGCACGACUGGCUAUUCGCGCGCAUGGACGCGGCGGCGCACCACGGCGGGUCCGGGACGACGGGCGCGAGCCUGCGGGCGGGGAUCCCCACCAUUGUGCGGCCCUUCUUCGGCGACCAGUUCUUCUUCGGUGCGCGCGUCGAGGACCUCGGCGUCGGCGUCUGCCUCAAGAAGUGGGGGGCCACGUCGUUUGCGCGGGCGCUAUGGGAGGCGACGCAUAGCGAGCGCAUGAUUGUCAAGGCGAGGGUUCUGGGGGAGCAGAUCCGGAAGGAGAAGGGCGUGGACGCGGCCAUCCAGUGCAUAUACCGCGAUCUCGAGUACGCCACGAGCCUGAUCAAGACCAAGGCGGGCAGGAACGCGUCGCGGCGGGACAACACGGCCUCGAGCACGGACGCCGACGGGGGCGACGGCGACGACGAGGCCGAGGAGGAGGAGGAGAGCUGGACCUUUGUCGGCGUGGACCCGGACCCGGACCCGGAUCCGGACGCUGCGCUGCGCCGUACCGUGGCUGAGGGGAUGGUGCUGGGGUCGCCGAGGGGGCUGGCCCUGGGGAGUCGGGCUUUGGGGGGAGGGAGGAAGGGCUGCGGAUGGGGGAAGAUGCGGAAUGAGGAGCCGUUUCAGACGCCUCGGGGCUGCUUACCUAGGAAGCUAUCUAGGCCAGCUCCUCCCACCACGAGUCUGGCCCACUCUCUGUUUGCCGAGCCAGGUCUCGAGCCCCGCGCGACGCAUUUAUCGACACCCAUCACAAUGGCCAAGACAAUCCCCCUGGGCCAGCGGCUUCGAUAUCCCGUCACAAUCGUCAAGCUCCUCAAGUCCCCCGGCGAUACCGUGAAGAAACAAGAGCCCAUGCUGCAGUAUUCGUUCAAGUGGAAGAAAGUGGUAGGCGACCAUAUCCGGGGCGACACCUGGGAGGAAACCCAAAAUACCAUCGCGACUUGGGACAGCCCCACAGACGGCGAGAUUCUGCAAUGGCACGUCAAGGAAGGCGAGGAAAUCGGCAGCGACGGGCCGUGCCUGGUUGUCAAAGAGGCCUGUUCCCACGAGGUGCAGUUCCAGGGGCUCUGCGCCAUCUGCGGAAAGGACAUGACCGAGGUCAACUGGGCCAGCGAGGCCCGCGACACGGAGCGCGCUCCCAUCAACAUGACGCAUGACCAGACUAGCUUGACGGUCAGCGAGUUGCAAGCACAGCGCGCCGAGCAGGAGCUGCAGCGGCGCCUCGUCGACCAGAGGAAACUCAGCUUGGUCGUCGAUCUCGAUCAAACCAUCAUCCAUGCCUGCAUAGAACCCACCAUCGGAGAAUGGCAGCGCGACCCGAACAAUCCCAACUACGAAUCCGUCAAGGAGGUCAAGAGUUUCCAGCUCAACGACGACGGCCCCCGCGGUCUCGCUACUGGCUGCUGGUACUACAUCAAGAUGCGACCUGGACUCGAGGAGUUUCUCAGCAAAGUCGCUGACAAGUACGAGUUGCACGUCUACACCAUGGGCACCCGCGCCUAUGCGCUGAACAUUGCGAAGAUCGUGGAUCCGCAGCAGAAGCUGUUCGGCAACCGGGUGAUUAGCCGCGACGAGAACGGAAGCAUGACUGCCAAGAGCCUUCAGCGACUGUUCCCCGUAAGCACAAACAUGGUAGUCAUCAUCGACGACCGUGCCGACGUUUGGCCGCGUAACAGGCCCAAUCUCAUCAAGGUCACCCCAUAUGACUUCUUCAAGGGCAUCGGCGACAUCAACUCGAGCUUCUUACCAAAACGCGAGGAUCUACUGGCCGCUCCACCCCCGCAGCCUCAGCCGCCGCUACCGCCACCGCCUGUCGACAACCCCGUCAGCAUUGCCGCGAACCCACAGGCCAGACAGAACGGUCCUUCCAACCUCCCCAAGGGCGAUAAGGUAUCGGCGUUGGAGGAGCUUGCCAGCAUGAGCGGAGGGGAUGACCCAAUCCUGACCAAGAAGCAAAUCGAGGAGCAGGAGCGCACGCUGGAGAAGCAGAUUAAGGACCGGCCGCUUCUCCACAUGCAAGAGAUGCUGGACAAGGAGGAUGAAGAGGCCGAAAAGGCUAGCGAGACGGAGAACGGCCACGAGUCCCCACCCUCCCAACCCCACCAACGGCACCAUCUUCUCCUGGAUAACGACUAUGAAUUGUCAUACCUGGAGCGACAUUUGACCAGGCUCCACGAGUUAUACUACGACGAGUUCGAGCGGAAGAAGAGCACCUCCCACUCGUCACUUCCUGACGUGGGACGAGUUCUCGACUCCCUCAAGGCCGAAAUCGGCCUCCAAGUAGCCAGCUUCGGCGCCGAACUUCGCGACAGGAUCAGCCGAGACACCACCCACCUGGUGAUCAGCAGCUCCAGGCCACGAACCCAGAAGGUACGGCAAGCUGCCAGGAUCCCCAGCAUCAAGAUCGUGAACCAAGACUGGCUGGGCGAAUGUCUCACGCGAUGGGAACGGGUGGACGAGACGCCUUACCUCGUGGACAUCCAUCCCGCGGACAGGGCUGGGGCAGCAGGUCUGAAUACGGCGGGGUUGUCAAACGAGAACACGGAUUUGAGCGACGCAGACGAGAGCGACGAGAAUGCGACCGGCAGCUCGAGAUCCCUCCGUGUCAACACUCGAGGGCUGCGGAUCGUGAGCGAGACUGGCGAAGCCCGCCCCGCGGACGAUGACGCUAAUUUUGACGAGGAGGACAGUCCCGACGACGUUGACGUGGAAGAAGAAGGCCUCAUGCCGUCAGAACUCGGCGAGGGGCAGCUCUCGCCAGUUGACGGCCUCAAGACCUUCAACUGGGGCGAGGCGGAUGAGGAACUGGACGAGUUCCUCGCCAGCGGGACCGACGAAGACGACGAAGACGACGACAGCCAACCACCGUCUUCUCAGGAGACCGAAGGCAAUGAAGACGACGAGGAAUCACAGGACGGGUCUCGCAAACGGAAACAUGCCGAAGACGGCGACGAGGGAGUGUCCGAGCCCGAGAGCGUUAGUGGAAGCGCCGGCAACCUAGCCAAGAAACAGCGCUUGGCGAGGAGUCGACCAUCCGGCCUGCGCGCCGAGUACCAUGCGGACGUUGACAGCAGUCUCCCGACGCCGCAGAUCACAGGCGAUGAAGAUGACGUCUCGCUCCUCAAGGUCGCCAACCCGAUCGGCCAGACCGAUGGCGCCGCCGACAAGGGUGAAGAAGCCUUCGACAUAAACGAGGACGAGUUGGAGGCCGACCUCAUCGCCGAGUUUGAAGCCGAGGAGAGGCAAAUGAGGGCGGUCGAGGGGGAGGAAGAGAAAGGUUAG